Messenger RNA from Diaporthe batatas, 2829 nucleotides. RefSeq lists its product as uncharacterized. The coding region runs from base 1 to 2829 and encodes 942 amino acids. NCBI's taxonomy places the organism in Eukaryota, Fungi, Ascomycota, Sordariomycetes, Diaporthales, Diaporthaceae. The transcript has a single exon. Gene Ontology annotation, molecular function: hydrolase activity, hydrolyzing O-glycosyl compounds; carbohydrate binding. The record is from RefSeq and is a predicted model, not a curated record. Gene Ontology annotation, biological process: carbohydrate metabolic process.
AUGCUACACCAAGAAGAGACAGUGCCCCAGGGGUACACGCUCGUCACGCAGCCAGGCGAGGGCAGCAACGACGCAAAGGCGAUCCACCUCCGCUCCGACGGGCAAAACACGGCGCAGUGCGACUUCACCCUCGAGGCCGUCCGGCCCAACGUCUUCCGCACGACCUUCACGUCGGCGUCGCACCCGCUGCCCCCCUUCCCAAGCGUCCGCCGCCCGCCCGCCGACAGCGCCAGCACCGCGAAAACCAGCAUAACAACAACAACAGAACAUAAAAUCAUCACCCUCCGCGACAGCCAGGCCGGCACGACCGCCACGGUCGACUACACCCACACGCCCGUGGUGACGAUCCGCCUGGACGGCAGCAACGGCGACGACAAGCAGCCCCCCCUGCACGCGGACCUCCCGCACCGGUCGUACGCCCUCGACGGCCCCGGCGCGGCGCACUACUCCGCCUACAGGCCGGGGACGCUGCACGUCGGGCUGGGCGAGAAGGCCGCGCCCAUGGACCUGUCGGGCCGCGGGUUCCUCAUCACGGCGUCCGACACCUUCGGGUACGACUCGCACCGCACCGACCCGCUGUACAAGCACCUGCCGCUGCUGAUCAGCGUGGCCCCCGGGAGGGGGGGUGGCGGCGCGGUGGGGAUCCUGUCGGCGUCGCACGCCCGCGCCGCCUGGGCCGUCGGCAGCGAGAUCGACGGCCUCUGGGGCCGCUUCAAGGCGUACCGGCAGGCGCGCGGCGGGCUCGAGGAGUACCUGAUCGUCGGCCGCAGCGUCGCCGACGUGGUGCGGUCCUACGCGGGGCUCGCGGGGCUGCCGCUGCUCGUGCCGCGGUACUACCUGGGCUACGUGUCGGGCGGGAUGCGCUACAGCAUGCUGGACGGGCCCCCGCAGCGGGCGGCGGACGCCAUCGUGGGCUUCCUGGACCGGUGCGGCGAGCUCGGCAUCCCCGUGUCGGCGCACCAGAUGAGCUCCGGGUACACCGUCUCCGAGGCCCCGCCCAGGACGCGCAACGUCUUCACGUGGAACCGCCACCGCUUCCCGGACCCGCGGGCCUUCACCAGGGACGUCCACGCGAGGGGCGUCCGGGUCCUGGCCAACAUCAAGCCGUACGUGCUGGCGAGCCACCCGGACUACGACAGGCUCGCGCGGGAGGGCGCGUUCCUCCGGGACCCGGGCACCGGGGGCGGGGCGGCGGUCGCGCGGCUGUGGAGCGCGGGCGGCGGCGAGAGCGGCGAGGGCAGCCACGUCGACUUCACCAGCGAGGCCGGGUUCCGGUGGUGGUACGAGGGCUGCCGGGCCCUCAAGGAGGUCGGCAUCGACGCCAUGUGGAACGACAACAACGAGUACAACACCCCCGACGACAGGUGGGAGUGCGCGCUGGACCUGCCCGAGGGCGUCGACGCGGCGGUCCAGGCCGGCAUCACCACCACCAACAGCAAGCAGAUCGCCCUGUGGGGGCGGGCGGCGCACACGGAGCUGAUGGGCCGCAGCUCGUGGCAGGCGUGCGUGGACUCCUCGCCGGACGAGCGGCCGAUGGUGCUGACGCGCAGCGCGACGGCGGGCACGAUGCGGUACGCGUGCGCGAGCUGGAGCGGCGACAACGUGACGAGCUGGGAGGGCAUGCGCGGGAGCAACGCGCUGGCGCUCAACGCGGGCAUGUCGCUGAUCCAGUGCUACGGGCACGACAUCGGCGGCUUCGAGGGCCCCCAGCCGACGCCCGAGCACCUCGUGCGCUGGGUGCAGAUGGGCGUCCACUCGCCGCGCCUCGCCAUCAACUGCUACAAGACCUCCCCGGAGGACAACCUCGUCGGCGAGGUCAUCGAGCCCUGGCAGUACCCGGAGUCGACGCCCCUCGUGCGCGCCGCCAUCAGGCGCAGGUACGAGCUGCUGCCGUACGUCUACUCGCUCAGCGUCGAGAGCCACGUCUCCGCGACGCCGCCGCAGCGCUGGACGGGCUGGGGCUACGAGGCUGACGAGACCGUGUGGACAAAGCCCAUCCUGGCCGGCGACACGCAGUACUGGCUCGGCGACGCCCUGCUCGUCGCCGGCGUCUUCGAGCCUGGCCAGAGCCACGUCGACGUGUAUCUGCCUUCUUCCGACGACCCGGCCAGGCCCGCGGGUGACGACGGGGUCGUCCGGUACUCGAGCCAGGACGCGUCCCCGACGACCGCAUUCGGCUUCUUCGACACCAACGCCCAGGACGGGCUGUCCUGCCUGCCUUCGGGGGCAUGGCACCGCGUCGACGCCACCCUCGACUUUGAAAACGGGGCCCGAGGCGGACGGCUGCCUCCGAACCACAUCCCCGUGCUGGCGCGGGCCGGCAGUGCCGUGCCCGUGGGCAAGAACCGCCAUACGACAUCGGCCCCGGGCUCGAACCCCGAGUUCCCCGGGGAGGAGAAGGACGACUGGCGUGGCGUCGAGAUAUACCCGCCCGCGCCCGGGCAGACCUCCUCGGUGGAUAGCAGCGCGCGCAAGGCCGUCUUCGAGACCACCUGGCAUGAAGACGACGGCUCCAGCGCCGCACACAUUGCCGAUGUCCAGCGUUGUACCAUCACCCUGGAGUACACCGUGGACCUGCAUUCCGAGAGCGGUGGGAUCGAUGUCAAGUGCACGAUCAAGGGCACCGGUAAGAGAGAAAAGGACGGCACGGGGUUGGCCUGGCAGCCGCUUUGGCUUGACAACGGGCUCGACGUCGUCUUGCCCAGGGGCCUUGGGGCCAAGGUCAAUGGGGCUUCAGAUGUGACCGAUGCGAGGAGUGGAUCUGAAGCCUAUGCCAGCCAAGGCAGGAACAUUUGGAACAUUCCUGUAACCAGGGACUGGUCAACAUGA